AUGUUGUCCGAUCUUGAACUUCUCAAAGCGUCUAUCCCUGGCAUCUCCGCCAAACUGCGCGAACUGCGGGCUCAGAAUGCCGACGAAGCAUUUAUCAGCGAGCAGCAACAAAAACUGGCUGACACCAAUAGACGGAUAGCUGCUCUAUUGAAAGGAUCUGGGGAAAAUGACUCUAAGAAGGCAAAAAUUACGUUGAAGACACCCAAAGGUACACGAGACUGGACGCCCAUCGAGAUGUCAAUACGAGAACAUAUUUUCAGCACUCUUACCCGUGUAUUCAAAGCGCAUGGAGGGUGCACUAUUGACACUCCCGUCUUCGAACUCCGGGAGAUCCUUGCUGGGAAAUACGGUGAAGAUAGCAAACUCAUCUAUGACCUACAAGAUCAAGGCGGAGAAUUAUGUAGCCUUCGGUACGAUCUUACCGUUCCAUUUGCACGCUUCCUCGCCAUGAACAGCGCUCAAUAUCCAGCAAUAAAGCGCUACCACAUUGCUAAGGUCUACCGACGAGACGCGCCAGCAAUGACGAAAGGUCGCAUGCGAGAAUUCUAUCAAUGCGACUUCGAUAUCGCAGGAUCAUUUGACCCGAUGCUUCCUGACUCGGAAGUCUUGGUGAUUUUAUGUGAAGCCUUGACGGCUCUUGAGGUUGGGGAUUACACAGUCAAGAUUAACCACCGAAAGAUCCUUGAUGGGAUAUUCGAAGUGUGUGGUGUGCCCGCAGAGAAGAUACGGACGAUUUCGUCUGCUGUGGACAAACUGGACAAGCUACCAUGGUCCGAAGUGAAGCGGGAAAUGACAGAGGACAAAGGCCUGGAUCCAGUAGUGGCGGACCAAAUCGGAGAGUUUGUCAAGCUGAAAGGCGGCUCUGAGCUCGUCCAGACGCUCGAAUCGUCACGAUUGGCACAGAACAGGUCGGCACAGGCAGGGAUAGCAGACAUGAAGCUUCUUUUUAGUUACCUUGAUGUGUUUGGCAUAACAAGCAAGAUGUCAUUUGACAUGAGCCUGGCCCGAGGUUUAGACUACUACACGGGUUUAAUCUAUGAAGCAGUGGUCGAGGGCUCCGCACCACCACCACUCACUGACGCCACAACCACAACGAACACUAAUGCCGACACUGCCAUGAAAACCAUCAUUUCCAAAUCGAAAUUGAAAAAGUCCAUUGCCACUGCCUCUUCGGGUGAAGACCCCCAAAAUAAUGCCGAAGAGGAGGAGAUCGAUGAGUCCCAGGUUGGCGUUGGCUCUAUUGCCGCUGGUGGGAGGUACGACGAGCUUGUGGGGAUGUUCAUGGGCGCAGGGUCAAGUGAUCCUAAAAAGAAAGAGAAAGGUAUUCCGUGUGUUGGCGUGAGCGUAGGUGUGGAGCGUGUAUUUUCUAUUCUAAUGGCGAAGGAGAAAGAGAAGGCUGCCCAAGGGGGUUUCAGAGGUGUGGGGAGGAAGAGUGCGACAGAAGUAUACGUGAUGAGCGUGGGGGGUGGACUGUUGAUAGAACGGAUGGAAAUUGUGAAGGAGCUGUGGGCAGCAGGGAUCAAAGCUGAAUUCGCGUACAAGGUAAAACCAAAGCUUCCAAAGCAGUUUGAAACUGUCGACAAGGAACAAAUACCCUUCGUUGUCAUCAUCGGUGGGGAUGAGAUCAAGGAAGGAACUGUGCGUGUGAAGGAGCAAAAAGGCAAAGAGGCUUCCACGGGCGAGGGGGAAAAGAUUCCAAGAACAGAGAUGGUCAGAUGGCUCAAGGAGAAAAUCGUGGGGGUGUAG
Molecule: messenger RNA, 1746 nt
Organism: Cantharellus anzutake
Lineage: Eukaryota; Fungi; Basidiomycota; Agaricomycetes; Cantharellales; Hydnaceae
Exons: 9
Coding region: 1-1746 (581 amino acids)
Biological process (GO): mitochondrial translation
Cellular component (GO): mitochondrion
Source: RefSeq, a predicted model, not a curated record